Molecule: messenger RNA, 6280 nt
Organism: Dunckerocampus dactyliophorus (ringed pipefish)
Lineage: Eukaryota; Metazoa; Chordata; Actinopteri; Syngnathiformes; Syngnathidae
Gene: alms1
Product: ALMS1 centrosome and basal body associated protein
Exons: 18
Coding region: 344-5599 (1751 amino acids)
Biological process (GO): regulation of centriole replication
Cellular component (GO): centriole; centrosome; cytosol
Source: RefSeq, a predicted model, not a curated record
CCACCUGUCGCACGGGAACAACAUCACAGAUGAAAUCCGUUUUUUUGAAACCAAACAAAAUCAAUUCAGCUUUUAUGUAAACACACAAAGUAAAUAAAUUGUGGUUAUGUGGUUAUAUUUAGGUGAGGUUAUCAGAUUUUAUUAGCUUUUAACUUGCCAGACAUAUUAUGAUCAUCUUGAGCGAUGUCCUAACGACGCACCUUGAUACCAAGUGGAGGAAGCGCGCUUCUUGUGGCGGAAACAUAAAGACACCAAGAAGCAUCACCAGCGUCUUCCUCCGCAAAAGCUGUGUCUUUUCCAAGGAACCAGGUCAUAGUUUGCUGAGCUGACAGAAGAUGAAGUCAUGAGUCAGUCUUAUGGCCCAACCAAAGUGGACAAACUGGGAAGUCUGCAAGGUGUUAAUCAUCGAAAUGUCAAACAGUCCAGGCUGAAGACAGGUCCUCCACGUGCAGGAGGAUAUUAUUCACACCUAGAAUUCCAGGACAGCAAUUUGUCUCCGGGUCUUGCCUUGCUGCCAGCGAACCCUGCAGGAGAAGCCAAUGCCACUCGAUAUUCCUGGUUACAAAAAAGCGACAUGGAAUUUCUUCCUUUAAGAGCGUGCCCAGACUUUUCCAUGGUAUCGGAGAGGACUGGUGCUCCACCAGCAGAGGGCACUACACUUGAGUCUGAUGAAGCCUCAUUAUCUCAGCAUCCUUUGGCCCAGGAGACCCUGGUCUCUGCGAUUGUGUCCAGCGGAUGCUGUUCGCCAUCGCAGCUCAUUUUAACUUCAGAGGACAAUGCACCAGAAGAGAAGGAAAAAGUAAACGCUGUCGAUGGCAGUCAGUUGGAGACAUUUUCCCCUUCAGAGCACUCAAGCAUUGAUGCCCACAGCGUUAUGCGGGAGUGUCCUCCAGGUGAAGCUGCAGAGGUCAGUCACAUCACCUCAGGGUCUCGCAGCACACAGCCAGACACCGCCAGCGAGUUGUUGUACAGAGAGCUGCUGUCCCAAAGCGAGAGGGGGAGCAGCCAUAUUCCCAGAUCUACCCCGCAAGAACCUGAACCAGUCACAUCGUAUGGUCCAGAGACGUCUGACAGCGGAACAAAUGUGACCAGACCCGAUCAGGAGAGUGCCCCCAUUUCAGCAAACAUCGAGCCAGGCCUGUGGUGCUCAGGCAACCAGAUGGGUAUGGAGGAGUCCUUCCUGGGUUUUGUGCCGCAGUCUCAGUCCACACCAGGGGCUCUAAAGGUCCCGUCGAAGUCUAGCGUCAAGCCCAAAUCGGGGAGACUCUCAGUGAUCCGGUCCAGUGAUGAGACUUGUGGGUCCAUGUCUCCACAGCCAGCUUUCACUGAGUCCCAAGCAGACCAGCGCCAAGACCAGACAACCUCAGCCAGAGUCCAGUCUCUUCCAAGUCUCAACUACAAGCAGAAAGUGGAUGCUUGGAGGGAAAGUCAGAGCUCGUUAUUCGAUACCCUGUCUCUGCAGGGCUUCUCUGGCAUCUCGCCCAAGAAGAAAGCCUACGACGCCGUGUCUGGCAGCCUGAACCGCAUCCUGAGUGAGAGGGCCAAAGGUUUGCCGCCACCUCCCGUUACAGAGAACAGCUCUGUGGACCCUAGCAAGGGGAAGUGGAUGGGCGGAAACAAGGAAAACACCGCAGCACAACCUUCUGCUUCUCCCUGUCUCAGCACGGUGGUCAUGACAGACCAGAAAGAUGAAGAGGCGGCAUGCCAACAUCAGAGCUCACCGCCAGUCAACAUGAGCCACUUCAGCGAUGUAUCACUGGAUUCUGACCUGCUCACAAAUUCCCAGCGGAGCAACAACAGCAGUGAGAUGAAGUUAGGUGCAUCACUUGGAGCUGCUUCUUCUGUUGUCAGCUUAGAAGUAGACAACUACGCCCCCUACUGGUCCUCCAAGCCAACAACACCACCCAAACCUGCUGAGCUGAACAUCGAAGACCGAAUUCCGUUAUAUCUCCACAACCUUGGAAUCAAUCAGUCCCCCUCCACAAUCUUGUCCGCCUUCGUGCCCAGAGGACCUAUCAGGGAGCCCGAAUUUUCUCCCACCGAUCUUAGCACCAUCAAAGAUUCGAUUGGAUGGACGCCGACAAAGAGUGUGCGACCUUCUGAAGCUGGCAGCCCUUCUAAAAGAGAGCACUCACCAUCAUCCUGCGACACCCUCCAACAAGCAUACUGCCCCCACCCAGAUCAAGACGGGGCCACCACACCGCAGGCCAGCCAGAAUCACACCUUGGACUCUCCAUCACCAGCAAGUCGUAGCAUCGAGCAAAGCCAGGAAGAACCUCAGAGGUCUGAGAGCUCAGGUCCCCGAGCUCGCACCUCGCUUUUUGGUGUCAAGUCCCCCUCAGAGAAACCAGGAGAAGGUUCUGUCCUUCAGGAGAGAGUGACCUCAUCCGCAAAGCUCACCAAUUCUCCAUCUGGUGCCAGGAUUACACCGAGCAGGAUUUCUCAACCAAGCCGGCGGGCCGAGCCAGAAGGCUGCAGUGCCGCUCCCCCCGACAGCACCGCCCCUCCACCGCCACUAACUGUCACCCCCUCGCCAACCAUGGAUCCUCAAGAGCCCACCUCACUUGCUGCGGACCCAGAAGAUAUGCCAGAAGGGGAGCAGCCUUCACCAGGCGAUCCCGGGCUGAGGAACUUCUCACCACCCAUCCCAGAGGACCAAGAUCAGACUGUGUUGAGUGACGGGAGCAGCCAGAGCUCGCUGACUGUCAGAGUGGCCAAACUGUUGCAAAAUGACUCCCCAGCAGGCAGCGUCACGGACCAAGACGACCACAAACACAGAAGGAGGUUCUUACUGAAGCUGUCAGGAGGCCAGUUUGAGUCGCUGCAGUUGGACAAAGAAGAUCGUCAGCGCAUUGAAGAAAUUAAAGCCGAGAUGCUGUUAAACCACUUUGUGACGAGCGAGAGCAGCACAGACACAGACAGCACAACGGCGUCCAGCGUUGCAGCCAUGGCCGCACAGCAUCUAUCAGACCUCACAAGGGCAUGGACCCCUGUCCUUCCAGAACCUCAGCGUGUGGACCUGGUGGCCCGUGUACAGGAGAUCGCCACCAGGGAAGGCGUGUGCCUCGCCAGGACAAAUGUCCAGGCCCACACGUCCAUCAACAUCUCAGCCCGCAAGCGCCCCGCCUCUCCUCCACUACCGGAGCCCCUCCUCCUGGCCGAGCUCUCCACAGGAAGCGCAGACCAUCAUGCCAGCAACAAGAAGUCAACGAUUAAUGAAGAAGAAAGUGAAAGCACCGUGUCGGAGCCCAGCAGUCGCCCUCCCAGCAACAUCUCAAACCAGAGAUGGGACGCCGCUCGGUGCCAGAGUGAAGACCCUCCCCCACCCUCAGAGGCGCAAGAUGGUGAGGAGGGGAACUCACGUGGAGAGGGGUCGUCCCUCCAGGACAUCUCUGUGUCCCGUCACGGCACAGAGGACACCACCAUCCCAUUCAGCCUUGAACCUCCCGUCCAACCCGGUUACAUCUCACACGUCCAUCUCACCAUCUCUCCUAAAACCGUUGCACCUAUCCCUCUCAACACAUCCCACCUCUCAGCUGAGCCCACCCAUAACAAGUUCGUCCCCCUGAAACGCUCCUCACCAGUCGUAAGCAGCACCGACGAAGGCGUCGGCUUGUCCAGUCCGCCCGAGUGGAACGAAAACAGAGGACCAAUAGGGUGCGGGCCAGAGGCAUCCGAGACCUCUGUCCCACUCAAACCCCCCUCAGAACCUCCUCAGGCAGCGACGACAUCUGCUAAGCCUCAUCAGUCCUUCACGGCACCGCACAGCAACAUGACCAGCAGGAGCUUCACACCAGAAAUGCCAGUUCGGGAUGGUUGUGCUAGUCAUGCAGCACCACCUGUACUGCGGCCUUACAAGCCUCGUGCUGCCGAGGAGCUCUUCUACAUGCCUCAAGUUGAAGCCGCCAACGUGUCGUCCUCGUCCACCACCAUGGAGAGCUCCCACACGGGGUCUGACGACGCCAUACCCCCGCCAUUCAGCAGCGAGGUUUUGGGCCAUGAGGACCCGGGCCUGGACCGCGGUGUCACCAUCAAACAUGAAGAGGGCAUCUACAGCAAGAGGCAGCACACGUCCACUCUGAGGACACAAGAGGCGCACAGAGGUGGCGCUGUGACAGGAAAUAAAAGAUCAUCUCAGGUGUCUUUGACCCAGCGAGAAACCUCCAAGAUGGACCCGGUCCAGGUGGGACCAGGAGGUACACAAAACAUGGACCUCUAUCCUCAGAGCAGCGGUGGACGUGUGGACCAGUCACGGCCUGUGACCACAGACAGGGAGGCGUGGCUACUGGAGCAGCUUCAGCGCCUGUCUGAUUUCAUUCUCGACACUAGGGGCGCUAACGAGCAGCCUGUGAUGGCUUCUUAUGACACAGAGGCACCAAAAGUGGUCGGAGGAAGAGGACGGCGUCAAGGAGGAAAGGACAGAGAAACUGAGCGAAGCAUCGUCAACACUUCAAAAAGUCCUCCUCCUCCUCGCCAGGUGUGGACAUUUCACCCAGAGGAGCUUGGUCACGCCCCCUUCACCUCUGCAUCGUACCCCCAGAGUCGUCGCCUCUGUCCAGCAGAUAGAGACGAGUCCACCACCUCCACAUCGGUGUCCACGUCCACUGUGGACACGGCCCGGCUCAUCAGAGUCUUCGGCGUCCACAGAGUCCAACCCGUCAAAAGGGGCUCAGGCCUCCAAAAACUCUACGGCAGCAUCAGCAAGCAGAGGGACGAGUGGGAGGGGUGUAGCUUUUACUCUCAGACCGAGACCACCGUCACCCAAGAAUCCAACGUCACGGCCGAGUCAUCGUCCACCAGCUCGUACGUCAGAACCUCCAAGAUGGCCGCCAAUAUGGUCAGCAGAGGAGUCCAAGCAGGUGAUUUGGAGAUCGUUUGCAACGCCACGCGCCUGCACACCAGAGACGUGGGAACCAUGUUCCCUUCACCGGGGCGACCUCAGAGGAGUCCGUUGUCUGCACAUAAGCAAAAGAAGAGUCGCGUGCUGCCUAAACCCAAAUCCGUGUCCUGGUUCAUCCCUGUGGACGACCUCAGCGCCGAGGCCAGGAAGGAGAACCGUCCCGAGGAGGCGGUCCCUGGACCGAGCACGGUGUGGUACGACGCUUACAGGAGAAGCGAGCUGUGGAGGGAACCUCUGCGCCCUAGACAGGAACACCAACAGCCCGCCUUUACACCGCCUGGAUUGAAAACCACUACAGUCUCCUCCCUGCAGGAGGCUCUGGCCACGCGUCGGCCCGAUUUCAUCUGCCGCUCCAGACAGCGCCUGCACAUCCUGAUGCUGCAUGCAGAGGAGAGGAAGGUGACUGGACAACCUGGAGGUGCCACUGUACUCAUGAGGGCCGUUCCCUGGAAGGAGAUGAUGCAGCGCACCAGAAGAAUGUACGACAGUCUUCCCGAGGUGCAAAGGAAGCGUGCAGCAGAGAGACGGAAAGCGCAGUCCCAAACAAACAGACUGAAUGUGCAGCUCUACAACAAGUUUUGUUUUUCCAGGGAAUCACCAAGCGUCUCCUGGAGAACCGCCGAGCUGCCUUACAUGCAAAUUAUUGGUAAUUUAACGACAGAUUCGAUUUUUUUUUUUUUUAAGCAACUUGGUUUUUAAAACUUUUUUUACUGAGCCGAGCUGAAUGUUUGAAUUGAUCAAAUUAAUGUUUUAUACAAUAAAACAAGGUGGACAAUUCAGCGUUUGACACACUUUAUUGAUCAGAUGCGCAAUGCCCGUUAAUUUAAAAUGAAAGGCCUGUACUACGAGGCAAGUUUUCACGUAUCCACCAUCUUUUCUUUGUUUUCCAGCUUAACAUUGAAGAUGUGGGAUAUGCGGUACUAUGAAGCUGGAUAAAUUUCAUCAUUAGUCAAGUCAGGAUUUUCUAGCCUUGUCAUGAGUGCGUUCAGAAACAACUUAUUGGUCAGUGGGCGGGGCUUUAAAAGGCUGUGAUCUCAUAUUGGUCAAUACGAGGGGUUUGUAUCAGCUCUGAUUACUACCUGCGACAAAGCAGGUGAAUACCGUGGUCUCCUAUCCUGCUAAGAAGUUAACCUGCUUCGUAGUACUGCGUAACCGGAGUUAAUCCUCAAAUGUAUCCUGGAUAAGGAGACAUCCGGCUUCGCACAGGCCUCAAUCAAGAACAAAUGAAACCAGUACUUAAAAGGCAGCUUCGUAUCUAAAAGUCACGUAAAAGUGCAAAAUAAAUAAAUCCACGUCAAUGUAAUAGUUGGCGUCAAACUAAAGAAGGUUAAAGGUGACUUUGCAGAGUCGUUUUGUCGCUCUGAUGUGCAAAAGUAGCUU